UAGGCUGUUGACGGAUCAUUAAAGCCAACUGGCGUGCUUGCGUGCCUGGAAGCUAACCUUCACUGCAGCACUGGUCGCGAACGGAUUCCCCUCCACUUGGACCCGUUGAGCAUCUCGCGACGACUCCAACCUUGCAUUCACUAUGAGCGAAGGGACUGCCCAAGGAGCGCCUCGAGCUCGCGGCUCGAGUCGAGGUCGAGGAAGGGGCGGUGCAGGAGGAAGGCAAGCAGCAUUUGGCGGCAGUCUCACCACAUUCGAUGCUAGUGUCACUGAUGGCCAAACAAACGGAGCCGAGAGCAAUGCUGCGACGACCAGCGCGGGAGAUGGACAACCGCCCACUGGCCCAAGACAGAAUCGUGGAUCUGUAAAACCCAAUGGCCCUGUGGCUUCCUCACGAGGCACCGGAAAACGGGGUCGAGGUCGUGGAGGUGGAGCUCGAGCGGAAAGAUCAGCUGAAGGAAGCAGUGCCGUCUCAGCGCAACGCCCAGCCGUCUUGACAGGAGCGGAAGGACACAAGGCCGCCCUGGCUGCGGCGGCGGCGGCGGCUGCCGCCGCAGAAGCCGCAGCAGAAGCUACAGCGGGAGGAGAGGUUGUGGAUCUGUGCCACAUAUGCGCAGAACCUGUCCAGCUGUACUCUUUGGCGGCAUGCAAUCACCGCACUUGUCACAUCUGCGCUAUUCGCUUGAGAGCUCUGUACAAGAAGAAGGAUUGUACAUUCUGCAAGACUCCGAUAGAACGCUUGAUCUUCACCUCCUCACCUGAUCGACCCUUUGAGAGCUUUCUGCGAGAUGAUUUGCCAUUCUACGAUCAGAAGCUCUCCAUUGCGUUCGAGACGAGGGAAGCGAUGGAAGAAACUCUCAUUCUGCUGCGGUUCAAUUGUCCUGAGCCAACUUGCGAGGAGGCCUGUAAUGGGUGGGGAGAUCUCAAGCGUCAUGUUCGGAGAGAUCACGACAUGGGCCUUUGCGACAUGUGCAUCAAGAACAAGCGCAUCUUUGCCCAUGAGCAUUCCCUGCACACAAAUGCGAGCUUGACCGCUCACAUCGAUGCGGAACACAGAUACUGCGAAUUCUGCAGGGAGCACUUCUACGGGGACGAUGAGCUGUUUGUGCAUAUGCGCGAUCGUCACGAACAGUGUCAUCUGUGCAAGGCAAGAGGCACAGAGGAGGAGCGCUACAGAUAUUACAAGGAUUACAACAUGCUCGAGAAGCACUUUAAAGACAAGCAUUUCCUCUGCGAGUCAUCGGAAUGCUUGGCAAAAAAAUUCAUCGUCUUCGACAGCGAUAUGGAUUUCAAAGCGCAUCGACUGGCAGAGCAUAGUGCAGAUCUGUCAUCUCGCGAACGCAGAGAUGCUGCCAGGAUAGAAACCAAUUUUGCGUACGAGGAUCCAGCUACAUCGAGGGCGGGCAGGAGUCGCAGAGGCGGUCGAGGCGAGGAUCCAAUCGUAGCUGCCGAGCAGCCCACGACGUCAUAUCUGGCCGGCAGGACCCAUGUCCCAGGCGCUGCUCCUCCAAAUCGCCGCGAAGCAUUUGGAGGUAGCCUGACCGGAGCUAGCACCAAUGGCGCGACCUCUGCAGCUUCGCACCGCGUCGAGCACGAUACCGGUCUAGCUUCGAGCGGCGAUGCUUCCACUGUCGAACGUCAUCAAGUGUAUCUUGCUCGUGUAGCGUCGCUGCUGAAAGACUCCGAAUCGCGCGUUGCCGCGUUUCGGCAAAGCGUGAAGGCGUUCCGCUCCGGCGAGACUUCCGGUCGCGACCUCGCCGACUCCAUCUACCGUCUAGCUGAUAACGAUCUGGAAACCGGGUCCAGCUUAGUAAAUGGGCUAGUCGAUCUGUUGGACGACACCGACAAAAGGCGUAGUUUGCAAAGUGCCUGGAACUCGGUACGCAUUGAACGGACCCAAUUCCCAUCGCUCACUCCCCAAGCUGCAGAUGGCCGUUACGCAGGCAUCGCGGGUGGUCAGAUUCGCAACGCGAAAGCCAGCUCGUCUGCACACAGCCAUAUCUGGGCCAAUGUAGAGAGGGCAGCCAGCUCAUCCUCGGGACACGGCGCUGGUCGACCGGUCGCCUUGCGAGAGUCUUUCCCCACCCUCAAACCGGGAGGUGGAGGAUCUGUGGUUCCAGGCUCGGCAAAACAUGCUGCCUUGAAGCAAUCCAAUCUGAGAGCUUCCGGCUCUUCGACCCCAUGGGCUGGCUCGGGUACCUCGACGCCUGUGGCUUCCAAUUCUGGAACUAACACGCCAGCUUUGAAGCCCUUUACCGUUCAUGCGCCAGCGCAAGGCAGCAAAUCGGGAGGCGCGCAUGGAGGAGCAGCGCUGCGCAGCAAUGCGAGCGCUUUUCCUGGUCUGCCGAGCAAUGCAGAUGCUGCUGCGCUCCAGGCGCAAAAGAAAGCGCUGUUCGCCUACAGCAAGGACAAGGGCAAGGGCAAAGGAUCCCAAGGAGGAGCAGGACCGAAUUACAAUGGAGCAAACAGCGGCACCUCCACUCCCAAACCGUGGGGAAGCGCACAGUCGCCAGAUCCCCAUGGACGGAUCGACGGCUACGCCUCGCCAGAAGUACCACCCAUCGAUGCUGUGCCGCCAUCCGCACUGCAUCAGAGACUCGCGCAAGCGAGUGGCGCGCAAUCGAGCGCAGGUGGCGGGGGAGGCAAGAAGAAAGCGAAGAAGCUCGUUCUGGACUCUUUCGGAGGCGUCCAUCGAGGAGGUUGAGUUGGCCUAAAAUAACGUGCGCUGAUCAGCACAUUACGUGCGGAGGAGAAUGUCGUUCUGCACAAUGGCAUCAAAUAUGCAUUACAAUUCUGGAUGCAUCUUGGCCUUUUCUAGGCCGUAUACAUACACCCUGUCGCCGAUGUAAAGAGCAACGAGCAGCGCCAAGACGACGCUGACGAUGACUGUCCAGUCCUGUAUGCUCAUACCACUUGGGCGUGGAAAAGUUGCUCUUGGC
This is a messenger RNA of Ceraceosorus guamensis, 2939 nucleotides long. RefSeq lists its product as hypothetical. The transcript is spliced from 5 exons. NCBI's taxonomy places the organism in Eukaryota, Fungi, Basidiomycota, Exobasidiomycetes, Ceraceosorales, Ceraceosoraceae. The coding region runs from base 143 to 2704 and encodes 853 amino acids. The record is from RefSeq and is a predicted model, not a curated record. Gene Ontology annotation, biological process: protein ubiquitination; rescue of stalled cytosolic ribosome. Gene Ontology annotation, molecular function: ubiquitin protein ligase activity; ribosome binding.